AUGGCGCUGCACGGACAUGAGGAAUAUGACAAUGACGACACAUCAUCUACAUUAACAGUGGAACAACCUACUACACAUAGUUUAACUCAUUUCAAGUUCGAGAAGUUUGAUGCUACCAAAGAAACAUGGAAGUACUACUACCAAAGGUUUGAGUUGGAAAUAAUUAUUUGUGGGUUACAACACAAUCAAGAAGCUAAGAGAAUUUUACUUCUGAAAUGGAUUGGUUCUGAACAUUAUAGAAUUGUGGUUGAUAACUUUUAUCCAACACCUAUUUUAACAGUAGAUUACGAGGAAAUUGUUGAGUUUAUUUCAAAUUUCUAUAAACCAAAAACAUCCUAUUUGGCCGAAAGACUAAAAUUUGGAAAAAUCAUGAAGAACAAAGAUCAAUCAAUACGCAUAUUUGUAAACAAUUUGAGAGCUGGUGCGACGGAAUGUGAGUUUAAAGAUACACUUGACGAAAGACUGCGAGACCAGUUCUUAUUGGGUUUAAAUGAUCCUAAAAUGCAAGAAGAGCUCAUCAGAAAACAUCCUGAGGAAAAAGCAAAACUUGUCGACAUCGUUAAAGACGCCUACCUAAUGGAAAUGGCACAUUCUCAACAACAACAAAUAGAAACACUUGGGACAUUUUCAUGUGAUGCACAGGUAAAUAAGGUAGGGGCUACACGAACUACUAAACCGUUACACAAAAGGGACAGUACUAGAAUCAGCUUGAAUCCUGAGUCACAGUGUUUGAGGUGUGGUUUUGCAAAACAUAAAACAGGUGAGUAUUGCAAGGCAAUGAAUAUUCAAUGUAGAGCUUGUGGGAAAAUGGGGCAUUUUGAACGAGUUUGUCUGAAAUCCAAUAAUGUGGUAAUCGAGAAAAAUCUUUCAAGACGUUAUGUCAAACAGAUUGGUAAGUUUGCUGGUAUGAGUGAUUAUAGUGACAGUGACAAUGUAAACUUUUCCCGUCAUUUUAAUGACGGAUGUCCUGACAUAUCUGAUGAACUAGGAGCUGAGCCUCCCGACUUGGUUAAAAACAUAAGUCAAAUUAAUAAUGUAGAGAAAUUUUGUUACGUUGUUAAUUUAACAAUAAAUAGGGUUCCAAUAACGAUGGAAUAUGACACUGCUGCUGCAAGAACUAUAAUAAGUAAAUCUACGUGGAAACAAAUUGGUGAACCGGCACUGACUCAUACGGAGGAGCUGGGUGCUUAUCCGUCAUUUAGAAUACCUAUGCUCGGCGAGGCUAAGGUCGCUGUUUUGUUAGGAUCAACUACUUUGCAAUUAAGUGUUGCUGUCACUGACAGUGUUUCAGGGACACCUUUGCUUGGUAAAGAUUGGAUUGUAGCAUUUAAUCUAGAUCCUAACUGUGAACAUGUAUGUAAGCAAAAUUCUUAUAGCGUCAAUCAUAUUAACACGGACAUUAUAGACAAAGAGGGGGAGAAACGUAAGAUAUAUAAAGAGUUCAAAGACAUAAUUACCAAUAACCUAGGAACAGUGAAAAAUUUCAAAGCUAAGGUUAGAGUAGCUAAUGAUGUACAAUUGCCAAUACACAAACCGAGACCUGUUCCGUUCGCAUUACACAGUGCAACUAGCAAGGAACUAGAUCGUUUAGUGUCCUCAGGGUUCUUAGAACCUGUGGAUCCGGCUACUACUCAGAUCCUUUGUGCUUCUCCUUUAGUUGUUGUACCAAAGUCUAAUGGUGAGGUACGAUUAUGUGCAGAUUUCAAGGUAUCAAUCAACCCUCAUUUAAUCGAUGACGAAUACUGCAUCCCUACGUUUGAAGAAACAGUACUUAAGUUGAAUGGUUCAAAAUUCUUUUCAGUUAUUGAUUUGAAGGAUGCGUAUCUACAGAUUCCAGUGGACGAAGAAUCAAAAAAAAUAUCUAGUGGUAGCGACACAUAA
Messenger RNA from Macrosteles quadrilineatus (aster leafhopper), 1881 nucleotides. RefSeq lists its product as uncharacterized. The transcript has a single exon. NCBI's taxonomy places the organism in Eukaryota, Metazoa, Arthropoda, Insecta, Hemiptera, Cicadellidae. Gene Ontology annotation, molecular function: zinc ion binding; nucleic acid binding. Bases 1 to 1881 code for a protein of 626 amino acids. The record is from RefSeq and is a predicted model, not a curated record.